AUGUUGCACCCCACUGGACCCCUUCCAUAUGCCAUUGAAUAUGCCAAAUUGAACCGAUCGUAUUGUAAAAAAUGCAAGAAGAAUAUCGGAGAGAAUUCUUUACGAAUGUCACUGAAUCAACAGUCUACAUAUUUCGACGGAACCAUUGAUUCAUGGUUUCAUUACGAAUGUUUCUGGCAAAAUCUGGCUCGCAGCCGCAAUGAUAUAAAUAUCAAUUCAAUCAGAGGUGUCGAUUGGCUUAAUUGGGAAGAUCAAGAACUUCUCCGCAAUCGAAUUCAAAAAUUCAGAGAACCAGUGGCGCAUUUUAUUUCUGUCAAUUAUGAAAAUGUGCUGUUUCUUUCUUCCUUAAAAUCUGAGAGCUCAUUAACUAAUCGAGGGAAGUGUAUUAAAUGCUCAGCUAACUUCGAAAAAGGAGAGAUGAAAGUGAUUUUCAAAAGUAAAUAUAUCCAUUUCAAAUGCCACGCGGAGAGCUUUGACAGAAUCGAAGGGGAAUUGGAGCAAAUUCCGGGUUGGAACGAUUAUGAAGAGUGCUGGAGAGAGCGUGUCAUCGCAAGUUAUGCUGAAAUUUAUGCGUCGAAGAAAGGAGAAAAGACGAAGCCGGUAGAAGAAGGAUCAGAAAAAAUAGCACAACCAGAAUCUUCUUCGUCUACUGUAACUGUCGAUAAUGAUAUGACCAUCGUCCACGAUUUAUUGAUAAAUUUAGAAGAUCCUCCAGAAAUUUUUCUAGAUUUUGAUGAUGGUCCAUGCUCGUCAACGAGCACUAAGAAACGUGCGGCUGCUGAGGAAAUCGUGGAAAUCAAUCCUAGUGAAGAGGAGAGGAAAAAGAGAAAAUUGGGAAAGGCAGCGAAAAUGGCUGAACUUCAGAAGCGCCGUAUGAAGACUCAAGUCGACCAACUGUGGGAAUGUCGUCAACUUCUAGAGAAACUAUCGCAUUCGGAGAGAUUGGCUCUGCUCGCCAUAAACUUUCAAGAAGUCACAGAGGGGCAUGAUCCAACAUCACAACUGAUUGAUCGAUUAGCAGAUUAUGCUGUUUUCGGAGUGCCGAUCGCCUGUUUGAAGUGUACUAAUGGAAACAUUGUCUACAACUCAGCACGUCGCGCGUAUGUCUGUACUGGAUAUGCGACAGAGUACUCGAAAUGCACUUUCGAAUCGAAGAAUCCAGUUAGAACUCCUUUCAAACCAACUGAUCGUCUUCUUGAGAAAUGUUCUGAUCAAAAAGUGGUCUUCAAUGCUUUCGCUGAACGUCUUUAUAUAGAAGAAGAGGAAGACGAGGAAGUCGUUAAAAUACAGAAGAGAAAAUCGAAAGGAGGACUUCGUGGAGAUGAAUUCAUUUAUGCAGCUGAAGCAUUAGACUCGCAGAAUGUUAUUCCAAUUUCCACUAACGGUGACGCCGUUAGUAACACUCAUAUAAUUAAACACGGAACUGUUGUUGAUGCGAAAUUCCCGUAUGCCAAUAAAUGCCACGUGUUCAAAAAUGAAGAGGACGGAUCACUCUAUCAGGCGACACUCUCAUUCACUGAUGUCACACAAAACAAGAACUCGUAUUACAAAAUUCAGUUGUUAAAAGAUGAUAUCUUCGAGAAGUACUAUGUAUUCCGAUCAUGGGGCCGAGUGGGUACCGAUGUUGGUAACCAUAAGUUCGAGGGCUUCGAUAGAAAUGGAGCGGUAGAGGAGUUCAAGAAGAUUUUCAGAGAGAAUACGAAAAAUAACUGGGAGUAUAGAAAGCAUUUCCGUAAAAUGCCUGGAGCAUUCAGUUAUGUCGAAACUGAUUACUCCGAAUUCGCUCACCUCGAACAAGACGUAAUUCCUGGUUCCAAAACCAAGCUUCCUCCUUCUGUCAAAGAAGUUGUCAUGUCGAUUUUCGACAUUGAAAAUAUGAAAUCGGCUCUGAAGUCUUUUGAGAUGGAUGUCAAUAAAAUGCCACUCGGACGUCUCUCACGAAAUCAGAUCAAUCUGGCAUUCGAAGUGCUCAAUGAUCUCAGUGAACUUCUCAUAGAGUUUCCGGUGAAUAACGACAAGAUUCUCGAUUCCACCAACAAAUUUUAUACGAUUAUCCCUCAUAACUUCGGAAUGAAAGUGCCGGAGCCAAUUGACAGUAUCCAUAAGGUCAAGGAGAAGAAUAACAUGUUGAACGCACUUCUGGAUAUAAAAUUCGCUUAUGAUCAAAUUUGUGGAGGAGAAAGUCCGACUAUGGGAACACUUGGAGUGGAUCCAGUGGAUACUAAUUAUCUGAAAUUGAAGUGCGCUAUGACACCUCUCGAUAAACACUGCUCUGACUACCAGAUGAUCCAUGAUUACUUGAAAAAUACUCAAGGAUCGACACAUGAAAUAAAAGUGGAUUUGAUUGAUAUCCUACAACUGAACCGAGAGAGUGAGUCGAAGAAGUUCAAGGCAAAUAUCGGAAAUCGACGUCUACUCUGGCAUGGUUCUGGACGAAUGAAUUUCGCUGGAAUUCUCGGUCAAGGUCUUCGUAUCGCGCCUCCAGAAGCACCAGCGUCUGGAUACAUGUUCGGAAAAGGAGUCUACUUUGCCGAUAUGUUCAGUAAAAGUUUCUUCUACUGCCGAGCGAAUUGUCAUGAUGAAGCGUAUCUUCUGUUGUGUGACGUGGCACUCGGAGAAAUGGCUACAAAGUUGGAGGCGACAACAAUGUCGAAGAGCACACUGCCAAAAGGAACUCAUUCGGUGAAAGGUGUCGGCCGUGAAUGUCCCAUUGAGAGCGGAGACUACCUUCAUCCAGAUGGCUACAUUAUCCCGAGAGGCAAAAAGCACUUCCAGCUGCAAGGGGCUCAUGGUAAAAACUUCCACUUGCUAUACAAUGAGUACAUUGUAUAUGAUGUGGAUCAAAUUCAAAUGAAGUAUUUGGUUCGUGUCAAAAUGCAUCAUGCUCGCCAUCGCUAG
Molecule: messenger RNA, 2898 nt
Organism: Caenorhabditis remanei
Lineage: Eukaryota; Metazoa; Nematoda; Chromadorea; Rhabditida; Rhabditidae
Exons: 8
Coding region: 1-2898 (965 amino acids)
Cellular component (GO): nucleus
Molecular function (GO): NAD binding; DNA binding; NAD+ poly-ADP-ribosyltransferase activity
Source: RefSeq, a predicted model, not a curated record